AUGCCAAAAUUCAAAGAAGCUGGAAAAGCUGUUGUGAACACUUUAAAAAUAGGCUCCGUUGGGUCCCUGAUUGCCAAAAGAUAUCUGAUUAAAGAAAGACUUGGCAGAGGAAGCUUUGGAAUGGUUUACCUUGUACUGGAUAAGAAAUGCACAAAAGAAGAGCUGAAAGUCUUAAAGGAGAUAUCGGUUGGGGAUCUGGAGCCAAAUGAGACGGUGCAGGCUAAUUUGGAGGCACAGUUGCUCUCGAAGCUUGAACAUCCAGCAAUUGUUAAGUUCUACUCCAGCUUUGUAGAGCAAUUCAGUUUCUGCAUCAUUACAGAAUACUGUGAGGGUAGAGACCUACGAUGUAAGAUUGAGGAGUAUAAGCAAGCUGGUAAGACGUUCCCUGAAAGCCAGGUCACUGAAUGGUUUAUACAGUUACUACUGGGAGCACAGUACAUGCAUGAAAGAAGAAUACUUCAUAGAGAUUUAAAAAGCAACAACAUCUUCUUGAAAAACAACAUUGUAAAAAUAGGAGACUUUGGGGUAUCUCGCCUUCUGAUGGGUUCAUGUGACCUGGCGACUACGUUUACUGGAACACCCUAUUACAUGAGUCCAGAGUUAUUCAGCCACCAAGGAUAUGAUUCCAAGUCUGACAUAUGGUCGUUGGGGUGCAUUUUGUAUGAACUGUGCUGCUUGCAUCAUGCAUUCACUGGUCAUAACUUCAUGUCAAUUGUUUUGAAGAUUGUGGAAGGUGAGACUCCAUCACUGCCAGAUCACUUCUCCAGAAAUCUCAAUGCAAUCAUGACAAGCAUGUUGCAGAAGAAUCCAUCAAAUCGACCAGCAGCUGCAGAAAUACUGAAAAUUCCAUACAUCGACCAACAGCUCCAGAAUAUAAAAUGCAAGUUCUCGAACAUAAGCAUGAAAGACAAGACAAUAAGCUGCCAAAAAGAAGUUUUGCAAAUAAAGGAAGCUUUUCAGAAGAAAGUUCACCUGCAGACACUACGUGAGCAGUCUGAAGUUCAGAAAAUGACCCCACGAGAGAGGAUGAGACUCCGAAAAUUGCAGAGUGCAGAUGAAAAAGCUAAGAAGUUGAAGCAGCUGGCUGAGGAGAAAUACCAGGAAAAUCAUCAACGCAUGCAGCAACUGAGGAAUCGCAAUUUUCAGCAAGUCAGCGUGGAUGUUCUGCAUGAAUCUCAUGAGUACAAAGCACCAGAAGCCAACCAGACACAGCCAGUGUCAAUUCGUGAUGUCCAAUUGUCAGAACAAGGAGAGCUCAAGGGAAACAGAAUUUCAGAUCGACUGUGUAUGUCCGAGCCACCUGACCAUGCAAUCCCCGAAGAUCCAGAAGUGGCUGAGGAGUUUUAUCAUGAAGAUGGUUUUGAAUCUUGUUCUGAUGAAAACCUAGAGAUGGAGGAAUUUAAUGAAGAAAAUGAAUGCACUACUGUCAAAAGUCAGGAACAGGACACUGAUGUUGAAGCCCUGUUAAGGUGCAUGGAGGAUGUCCUAAAUGGUAGAACAUUAGAUGGUGGCACCGUGAUCUCAGCUGUGUACCAGGGACCGACAGCUAUCAACUGUACCAUGGCACAGGCCAAGAUGCGCCGCAUGAGGGAAGCAGCCAUUCAAAAACUGGAAGCAGAUCUGUUCCAGAGAAUUUAUGACUAUUUGAAGAAGGCACGGAGAGAGAACACCAGGGAGGUGGAAGUCAUGGAGAAUCUGGAGAGGCUGGGAGCCAAACCAAGCGACUGCUUUGAAGUUGAUCAACUUCUGUAUUUUGAGGAACAACUACAGUCAUCUUCAGCAGCAGCUCAGCAGUUAAAUAGUGAUGAUUCUGGCCAAUGAGUAAUGCAGUUAAGGAUCCUCUCCUCUGCACCAGCUAAUAGACAACAUCAGUUUAGGCUGUAAUAGCAACACUGAAUGACCACAGGUCAGACAGCAUCUGAGAAAGAAAGGAGGAGUUAAGAUUUCAGCACUGGUGUAAGUGUUUAGUAGACCUAAAACAUUAACUCUCCAUAGAUGUUGCCUAGUCUGCAGAGUUUUUAUAGCAUGUUCUGCAUUGGAUUUUCAGCAUUUGCCAUAAUUAAUUUACCUAGUACCCUGGUGUCACAGUAACAGAAGCAGAUAAUAUGCAAUUUGGUCUUAAAUUCAAUAGACCAGGUUGUUUAUAAUAGGUAAUUUCACCGAGAAAAUCUCUGGCUAAACUUUUAUAAAACUUGGGCAUGUUUUAAGAAGGAAAUUGCAAAAAGCGGCUGGUUAAAGGAUUGCUUUGCUAUGAUUCAGAAGUGAACAAAAACAAAUGCUGCUAUUCAUCAGCAGACAAAUGAGGGUAAUUUCUCCAGAAUCUGUAGAAUGUAACUUUCAGUAAUUUUUCAGUGCCUGUGCAAUUAGUGUUAUUUUGGAUAAAUAAAACAGAAACUUCAAUUUAUUACUCCUUAAUUAUGUUUUGGAGCCCUAUAUAAUUUUAAGUGAAGAUAAUUGUGUAUUCAACAAUGAAGAUGUUAAAAACAAAU
Molecule: messenger RNA, 2489 nt
Organism: Mobula hypostoma (lesser devil ray)
Lineage: Eukaryota; Metazoa; Chordata; Chondrichthyes; Myliobatiformes; Myliobatidae
Gene: nek11
Product: NIMA-related kinase 11
Exons: 15
Coding region: 1-1821 (606 amino acids)
Biological process (GO): protein phosphorylation
Molecular function (GO): ATP binding; protein kinase activity
Source: RefSeq, a predicted model, not a curated record